This is a messenger RNA of Kickxella alabastrina, 450 nucleotides long. RefSeq lists its product as uncharacterized. The record is from RefSeq and is a predicted model, not a curated record. The coding region runs from base 1 to 450 and encodes 149 amino acids. The transcript has a single exon. NCBI's taxonomy places the organism in Eukaryota, Fungi, Kickxellomycota, Kickxellomycetes, Kickxellales, Kickxellaceae.
AUGGCCAUUGUGCAGGGUCAACCAUUGCCAGGCGUUCAGUUAAUUCCACUGCGGGUAUUCAAAUGGGUUGAUGCCCAGGGCUCUCUUGAUUCUGCCACGGCUUAUCGUAGCGCACUGACAGCCAAUGUUCUUGCACACACAACUGCCGAGCUCGCUCGUAUUUGCCAUCCACAAAACAUUCCAGAGCACACGGAGAUUGUUCGCGGCCGCGUCGAUCCACCCAACCAGGAAACGGCUCGUGAGCACGGCCGCAUUUUUGAGUUGCACCUUGUGUCAAAAUGCAUGUCAAAUAUGCUCGAGGCAUUGCACGCCCGCGGGUCGCUGCGGCAUGCCACUCACCCCAAUAAUCUGAGCACGCUGGUGUGCAUUCCAGGCCAACGUGCGCUUAGAUUAAUUGCUGAUGAGCACGGUGUAGUCAGUCAGCUGGCCAUGGAUGCCUGUCAUUUUUGA